CUUCCCUGCCAGUCUCCGGCUCAGUGGCUCUGCUCCUCUCCUGCCAAGGAGUAGGAGAAGAAAUGCCCAACUUUGACCCUUCUUUCCAAAAAGACCAGAGAGGAAGGCUCAAAAGCCAGUGGGAAGGAGGGAAGGAGAGCUUGGGAGGGGUGGAGAGAGAAGCCCAGAAAGAAGAGACAGAGAGAAGCAGCGAAAAGCAGGGGACGAGAGAGAAGAGGUUUUCAGUAUUCCAGCCUGCAAUAGCAACCGGUGGGGCUAGUGGUGCGCGCACACAGACCACUCGGCACCUGUGAGCUGGGCACAGGCACGGCUGGGGAGCUGGGAGACAGGCUCAGAGGGGAAACCCUUCCGUGGGCAGUGGGAAUUGAAGGCUCAAGCCACCGAGGCAGUGCCCACGGAGGCAGGGAAUGGACGAAAAGCCACUCAACUUGCUGGAGGACAAGGAGACUUGAAGACACCAGGCUCGGGUUUCCUGCCCCUUCUGAACUUGGAUUCUUCUGGGCAGGUUCCCCCGCCCCCCUUUUGUCUUUUCUUGGGUCGCUCGAAGGGUUUUCUCUCCUGGCCCCCAGGGACGCCAGCUGCAGCACACCCGGGCAGAGCUGGCCGCCCUUCGGGGCAGUUCGGGGAGCCCCUGGGCCCCCCCACAAACGAGAGAGGAAGGCAUCCGUCACGCUGCAGCCCCCUGCCCGAGCUGCCGCUCUGUAUGUGGACACCGCGCGUCCCUGGGCUCACCUGGCUCGUGCAUUGAAGAUGUCGGGGAAAGUUUUCCUGAUGUACCUGACGAUCUAUCCCGCCCUGCAGAUAAGGACAGAAAGCAUGGAGGAGUAUGACUACGAUUACCUCAGCAUCAAUAAAACCUGGGUCCUGACCCCCAAGGCGCAGGAGACGGACGCCACCCAAAUCCUCAACUCGCUGCUGAAGAACUACGACAACAAACUGAGGCCCGACAUUGGCAUCAAGCCCACAUUCAUCGACGUGGACAUCUACGUGAACAGCAUCGGACCGGUCUCCGUCAUCCAGAUGGAAUACACCAUUGAUAUCUUCUUCGCUCAGACCUGGUACGACCGGCGCCUGCGCUUUAACAGCACCCUCAAAGCCCUGACUCUGAACACCAACAUGGUGAGCCGCAUCUGGAUCCCAGACACCUUCUUCCGGAACUCCAAGCGGGCCGACUCACACUGGAUCACCACGCCCAACCAGCUGCUCCGGAUCUGGAAUGAUGGCAAGGUGCUCUACACGCUCCGGCUGACCAUCGAGGCAGAAUGUCUUCUCCAGCUGCAGAACUUCCCAAUGGACACACACUCCUGCCCUCUGGUUUUCUCCAGUUAUGGCUACCCGCGAGAGGAGAUUAUCUACCGCUGGAGGCGGUACUCCAUUGAAGUCUCCGACCAGCGCACCUGGAGACUUUACCAGUUUGACUUCACGGGCUUGAGGAACACGUCGGAAGUUCUCAGGACAGGGGCUGGGGACUAUAUGGUCAUGACGGUUUCCUUUGACCUGAGCAGGCGGAUGGGCUAUUUUGCCAUUCAGACCUAUAUCCCCUGCAUCCUGACAGUAGUUUUGUCCUGGGUUUCCUUCUGGAUCAAGAGAGACUCCACCCCCGCCAGGACGUCUCUGGGCAUCACCACGGUGCUCACCAUGACCACCCUGAGCACCAUCUCCCGCAAGCACCUCCCCCGAGUCUCCUACAUCACCGCCAUGGACCUCUUUGUCUCCGUCUGCUUCAUCUUUGUCUUCGCUGCGCUCAUGGAGUACGCCACCCUCAACUACCUGGUGGGAAACAAGAAACCCCCGGAGCACAACAGCAAGAAACCCAGACUGCCACCUGCCCACGCCCACGUGAUGCCCUCCUUCACCACCAUCAACAUCAACCACCUCAUGCACUGGCCUCCGGAGGUGGAGGAGGAGGAGGACCCCGGCUCGCCUUGCCUGGAAGGGAAGGAAUGCGAGAGGUUUUUUUGCUGCAUCGAGGACUGUCAGACAGGGACCUGGCGGGAGGGCCGCAUCCGCAUUCACAUCUCCCGCCUGGACUCCUACUCCCGGGUUUUCUUCCCCACUGCCUUCCUGCUCUUCAACAUCGUGUACUGGAUCGCCUAUCUCUAUCUCUAGCUCUCCCCCGCCUUGUGCUGAAAUAAACCAGACGCCAGCAGGAUUUGCAAAAAAGGAAAAAGGGAAACGGUGUCGCUUCUCAUUUUAGUCCUCAACGGAUUUGGCCCUGGCCUGAUCUUACCUCCUUCUUGCCCUUCUAGGUAGAAAAAAAAAAACACAGCCAGUCUCUGAUGCAAAGUAGUUCGUCCCCCCAUGGGAAAUUUCCUUGUGAACAUUUCCGAUUUCCAUCAGAAAUACAAAGCUGAACGCUUUCUCCAUAUACCCAAAUAAUUCCAUGGAAAGUGCCGAUGAAAGACAAAAAAAAAAAUCAUUUUUGCAGGAAAUCAAAUCAAUGUCCUGAUCAACUCUAUUCCUGAGCCAAUUUCCACAGGCAUAGACCCUAGUGUAGAGCCACAGAAAAAUCCACAAGGGCUGCAUGUGGGGUGGGAGGAAGAAAAUGGCUGCAUCCUCCCCUCCAAAAUACAGAUGGCACAGGCCAGAAAGGAUGCACGGCCAUAGACAGGGGAUGGGGAUGGACCAGCGCUUCCCCCAGCAGUUGGUUCCUAUGGAGCUCCCACUGUUGCGGUGCCCUGCAGUAGCAGACAAUACCAAAAGACAGGGGAUAGGGACUUGCCCUGAUACUUUUCAGGCUAUGAAGCAUGGCAUUUGUAAAGUUUUCAAUGAGUCUGUGAGGAUCCAUCUGCUGUGCAAAUACCACAUUUGCAAAGGGCCCAGGUACAUCAGGGUUGCAUUCUGUAGAUGGGAUUUCAGCUACUUUGCGUACUGUGAGCAGAUCCUGCCAAGCCAUUUUUGAAAGUUGCUAUUAAUCAAGCGGUAGAAUAGUGGCGAGUAACCUGGUUUCAUCGCACUGUUGCACCCUAAUAGAACACCCAUUUACACGGAUUAGAAUUUUUUUAAUGUUUUCUACAUUUUUCCAAAUAUGUUGAUUUUGCUUGCAACACAAAAUACACCACGCUCGCUUGCUAGUUGAUUACAAAUAUGAGCACUGUAAAAAAAAUCUUUAAAAAAGGGAGCAGUAUUUUACAGAUUCCCUCGCACAAUUUCUGGAGUGCAAUCCCGUUAACCUCCAUGAAUUCAGCCUUAUUCCUCAGUGCAGACAAGGCCUACGUUGCUCUUUCAGGAUGAUUUUUUUUUUUAGCACCUGAUUUUGUAAUGUUGAAGGUGCAUGUCCCCACUGUGCUCAGGGGUUUGAUGCCGUGCAUCCGCAGAAGGGUGGAUGCCAUCGACUUUGACAAUGAUGCUUUGUGGGUAGCUAUCCCACAGUUCCUACUGCUCCUUUGCAUUCUGAGUGAUGCUCCCAGUGCCUGAUGGGAUCAAACAGUGCAGCAGGUGGUUCUGGGUACAUGUCAUCAGUAACCAACCAUGCACUCAUCUCCUCCCUGCCCCGCCCCCCGCCGCUUGAAAGCAACACCAGUCGUUUUGCUCCCAUUUUCCCCUGUGCAGACGUCAUAGCAGGGUAAGCAUGCAACCCAGCAUGGAACCUGCUGAGUAGCAAAGCUCUAUGGCAAUUCGAGCAAACAUCUCGUGCCUUAUGCUGCAGUGUGUCCAGCGCCUCACUGAGUCCUGCCGUAUGGAGGAAGAAUCUGAGGACGCCAUGAACAGAUUCUUUCGUGACGCACUUGAGAUAAAGGACUGGCAGAUGCUGGCGGCAGUCGAUCGUAUUGACACCAUCGAACACUGGUUCUGGUGCCGUGAGACAAGCACAGCCUGGUGGGACCACACACUGUUGCAGCGAUGGGACCAUUGGCAGUGGCUGCAAAACUUUCAUAUGCAUAAGGCCACUUUCAUGGAAGUUUGUGAAUUACUUUCCCCCACCCUCAAGUGCAGCAAUCCCAGAAUGAGAACCGCACUGACAGUGAAGAAGCCAGUGGCAAUAGCCCUGUGGAUGCUUGCCAUGCCUGACAGUUAUCAGUCAGCUGGGGAAUCAAUUCGGAGUGGGUAAAUCUAUAGUGGGGGCUGCUGUGAUCCAAGCAGCCAAGGCGAUCAAUACUUUCUGCUGGGAAGGGUACUAUCUCUGGGAAACGUGCGGAAUCUAGCAGAUGGCUUUGCCGCGAUGGGGUUCCCUAACUGAGAUAAGGCGAUGGCUGGAAUUCACAUCCCUAUCUUGGCCCCUGACCCAUCUUGCCGAAGAGAACAUAAACCACGGGGUGGUUUCUGGAUGGUGUUACAAGCACUGGUGGAACACAAGGGCUGUUUCACUGACAUCAUCGUGGGAUGCUCAGGAAAGGUGCAUGACGCAGGCACCUUUAGGAACUCUGGUCUCUUUAGAAAGCUGCGAACUGGAACUUACUUCCCAGACCAGAAAACUAACAUCAGAGGCAUUAAAAUGCCAAUAGUGAUCCUUGCAGACCCAGCCUACCCCCUUGCUCCCGUGGCUCAUGAAGUCGUAUUCAGGCAGACCGGCCUGCGGUAAGGAGCAGUUCAGCUACAGGCUAAGCAAAAGCUUUUGGACGUUUCAAAGGAAGUUUUCACAGUUUGUUGACUACGUUAGAGCUCAGCAAAAGCAACUUUCCCAUUGUUGUGGCAGCCGUCUGUGUGCUCCAUAAUAUCUGUGAAAGCAAGAGGGAACGUUUUAUGCCAGGGUGGGGAUUGGGGAGGUUGAGACAGAACCACCUAGUCACUAAUUAUGAGCAGCCAGACACAAGGGCAAUAAGGCGAGUACAGGGAGGUGCACUGCCGAUCAGAGAGGCUUUGAAAACAGCUUUGUGCCUGACCAAACAGCGACAUGACUGUCAUGCAUGUUGUUCUUAACAAGGUGCCCUCUGCACUAAGUGUGCUUGCCUGCAAACCCUCCCCAUGUAACACAAGCAAUAAAGAUACAGCUGUUGAGAAAUCAUUGGCUUUUAUUUAAUGAGCUCAAGGAAGAAGGACUGAAGAGGAGUUUGGGGUGGAGGGGGGAGAAGGGGAAGUGUCCCUUGUUCAGCAAUCUCACAGGUGUGAGAAGGACAGCCUCUUGUUGUGGGGCACAUCCCUGGGGCUUGAAUGUAAGGUUGCUCUUAACUCUCCUCCCCACACACAUGUUCUAGGGCUCCUGGUAUGGAAUUUGGUAUGGAGGGAAUGUGGGUUACUAAUGUCCAGAGGGGGUUCCUGUGCUCUGGCAGUUGUGUGAGUCCACCAUAUGCACCAUCAGACUUGCCAUGGCCAUCAAGACUUUCUCCUCUGUCUCCACUUAGAGUUACCUGAUCGCUUCUCUGUCCUCAUGCUCCCUCAUCUCCUGCAGCAGUGUUUUCCUCCACUCACUCAAUUGCUCCAUGUGCAAGUGGACAGAUUGCAUUUCCUCACUGAACAUGUCACCCCCUACUACACUUUUGCCUGUGCAGCUGU
Messenger RNA from Pelodiscus sinensis (Chinese soft-shelled turtle), 5433 nucleotides. It is a transcript of the gene GABRE, whose product is annotated as gamma-aminobutyric acid type A receptor subunit epsilon. Lineage: Eukaryota; Metazoa; Chordata; Testudines; Trionychidae. The record is from RefSeq and is a predicted model, not a curated record. Gene Ontology annotation, cellular component: membrane. Gene Ontology annotation, molecular function: GABA-A receptor activity; extracellular ligand-gated monoatomic ion channel activity. Gene Ontology annotation, biological process: gamma-aminobutyric acid signaling pathway; chloride transport; monoatomic ion transmembrane transport.